GUGUGCUCUAGGGUUUUCUGGAAAGUAUCUUGACAGAGAACCUAAGCUGAUCAAAGAAGCCUUGAUCUGAGUGAGCCAACAGGCGCCAUGAAAAUAUCAGGUGUCUUUCUGCUCCUCUCUCUGGCUCUUUUCUGCUUUUUAUCAGGUGUCUUCAGUCAAGGAGGACAGGGCAAAAGAGGCUGGAUCACAAGAUCAGAGGGCCGAUGGCCAAAGAAAGGCGUGUUAAAGAGCCGUCUCUUUCAAAUUAAUUGUGGUGAGUUCCGUGACCCUAAAGUCUUCUGCACUCGGGAAUCUGACCCACUCUGUGGCUCUGAUGGACAGACAUAUGGGAAUAAAUGUGCCUUCUGUAAGGCAAUGGCGAAGAGUGCAGGGAAGAUUAACCUGAAGCAUCGUGGAAAAUGUUGAAUUAUAGCCAGCAUUUUGUGUUAGUUUGCUGAUUCUCUCAUCCUUAGUUUUUUCAUCUCUGCCUUUACAUUUCUCUGGCAAAUAUCUUAAAUUUAUACA
Messenger RNA from Nannospalax galili (Upper Galilee mountains blind mole rat), 504 nucleotides. It is a transcript of the gene Spink6, whose product is annotated as serine peptidase inhibitor, Kazal type 6. The record is from RefSeq and is a predicted model, not a curated record. The coding region runs from base 88 to 405 and encodes 105 amino acids. Gene Ontology annotation, molecular function: protein binding; serine-type endopeptidase inhibitor activity. The transcript has 5 exons. NCBI's taxonomy places the organism in Eukaryota, Metazoa, Chordata, Mammalia, Rodentia, Spalacidae.